Molecule: messenger RNA, 863 nt
Organism: Porites evermanni
Lineage: Eukaryota; Metazoa; Cnidaria; Anthozoa; Scleractinia; Poritidae
Source: the annotation of a GenBank genome assembly
AUGAAACCGAGCCAGGUGACUAAAGCGAAUGAAGCUCAAGUGUGGGAUACUUCGUAUGGAGAUGAUGUUCAAAAGCCUGUGCGAUUUAAAUUUCAAGUCGGAGAUUGCGUCAGGAUUAGCAUAGUUAAGAGAAUGUUUGAAAAAUCUUACUUGCCUAAUUUUACGGAAGAAAUUUUUACUGUUUACAAGCGAAUGGCUCGUCAAGUACCCGUUUAUAAACUAAAAGAUGAUGCAGGUGAAAUCUUAGAUGGAACAUUUUAUGAGCCUGAAUUGCAGAAAAUUAUUAAGAACGAUGAUGUGUACCGCGUCGAAAAGAUUUUGCGGAAGAGAAAGCGUAAAGGAGUAGUAGAGUACCUUAUGAGAUGGAAAUGAUACGAAGACCCAAAACUUGAUUCUUGGGUUCAAUAAAGUGAUAUUUUGAAGUUGUAAUUUAUGCGUUUUUUGUGUAGUGAAUAAAAGAAAAGAAAAUAAUAAAAUGAAUGGUGUGUAGUUUCUAAUAAAUUAAGAAUACCCAGAUUAAAAAGUUCAUUUCAACACAGGGUACGAUGGAGGUAACACAGUUUCAACUGCAUCUCCCUAGCAAUAGCAGUCUUGAUAAAUUUCCUCAUAACACAUUAACAGAGUACCGAGUUAGUUUACCACAAACCCUAAACCUUACAGGCGAAUGGGAAGUGGCUUUGACCGAGAUCCAUAUUAUCCGCAUAGCUGGAAUAAUUUUCAGCAGUUUCGAUUUUACGUUCGAAAUGAAAAACUCCACGGCGUUUGGGACUCCCUGGAGAUGCUUCGGGUCAUUAUUCUUCCGUCGAUGGUGUCCUUCAAAAGAUGAAAGAGUUAGUGGACAAUCAAAAUCGGUAUACAGAUGA